AUGAGUAAGCGUUCGUUUCUACGCAUAGUCGACGACUUGGAAACCAACUACGAUUAUUUUAAACAAAAAGCGGAUGCAAAAGGGACACUUGGAUUUACCGGUAUUAUUGAUUUGUAUGGUGCGCGUUAUCUUAGAACGCCCACAUGGGACGACCUUCAAAAGAUCUACGAGGUACAUUCGGUUGAGCAUGGUUUGCCUGGUAUGAUCGGGAGCUUUGAUUGCAUGCAUUGGGGUUGGGAUAACUGUCUGACUGCAUGGCGAGGUCAACACACACGGGGUGACCAAAAAGGACCUACUGUUAUUCUUCACGCGGUUGCCUCACAGGACCUUUGGGUUUGGUCGGCUUACUUUGGCGUGGUCAGGUCAUGCAAUGAUAUAAAUGUUUUUGAACAAUCUCCGUUGUUAGAUGACUGGAUUUCUGACAGAGCUCCAAAAGCGUCUUUUUACGCAAACGGAAACUACUACCCUCAUGGAUUAUUUGUGCGACGGAAUUUAUCCUAG
Messenger RNA from Helianthus annuus (common sunflower), 501 nucleotides. RefSeq lists its product as uncharacterized. The transcript has 2 exons. Bases 1 to 501 code for a protein of 166 amino acids. The record is from RefSeq and is a predicted model, not a curated record. NCBI's taxonomy places the organism in Eukaryota, Viridiplantae, Streptophyta, Magnoliopsida, Asterales, Asteraceae.